Messenger RNA from Laccaria bicolor S238N-H82, 1374 nucleotides. Its product is annotated as WD-40 repeat-containing protein. The coding region runs from base 1 to 1374 and encodes 457 amino acids. The transcript has 10 exons. Gene Ontology annotation, cellular component: nucleus; cytoplasm. Gene Ontology annotation, molecular function: ubiquitin binding. Gene Ontology annotation, biological process: ubiquitin recycling; proteasome-mediated ubiquitin-dependent protein catabolic process. NCBI's taxonomy places the organism in Eukaryota, Fungi, Basidiomycota, Agaricomycetes, Agaricales, Hydnangiaceae. The record is from RefSeq and is a predicted model, not a curated record.
AUGCCUUACAAGUUGUCGGCAACCCUAAAAGCCCAUACAUCUGAUGUUCGCGCAUCGUGUUCACCGACCAAUGAGCUCAUUCUUUCAGCCUCUCGCGACUCCACCGCAAUAUGUUGGCAACGAUCUUCCGCGGGACCUCACUUUACACCCGACAACGUCCUUCGAGCUGGCUCUCGGUACCUCAACGCUGUCACAUACAUCCCCCCCACUUUAGAUGCACCGAAAGGCAGGCACCAUCCAAAAGACGAUCCGGAUUUUUCGCUCCUGGGCCACACCGAAAACAUCUGCGCCUUACAUGCUACACCGUCUGGCACCAUCAUAUCUGGCUCGUGGGACAAAACCGCCAAAGUUUGGAGGAACUUUGCUUUGCUUUACGAUCUGAAAGGUCAUCAGCAAUCGGUGUGGGCAGUGCUAGCUCUCGAUGAGGACAGAUUCUUGACAGGUUCCGCCGACAAAUCGAUCCGGCUUUGGCAACAACACAAGAUGCUUCAAACCUAUAUUGGCCACCAAGACGCGGUGCGUGGGUUAGCCUUGGUUCCAGAUAUAGGCUUCGCAUCGUGCUCGAAUGAUAGGGGGGUGAUUGCCGAAAUCCGUGUGUGGACACUGGGCGGCGAUCUGGUUUACACACUCUCAGGACAUACAUCAUUCGUUUACAGUCUGUCGGUUCUCUCCAGCGGCGAUAUUAUCUCUGCAGGCGAGGAUCGUACUGUCCGCAUCUGGAAGGAUGGUGAAUGCUCACAAAUCAUCACUCAUCCUGCUAUUUCUGUUUGGACGGUGUCCAGUAUGCCGAACGGAGAUAUCGUUAGUGGAUGUAGCGAUGGCAUUGUUCGCGUUUUCAGUGCCUCCGAGGAUCGCUGGAUGUCGCAGGGCGAUCUGAAGGAGUACGAUUUACUUGUUGCAAGUCAGGCGUUGCCCUCCCAACAAGUUGGAGAUGUCAAGAAGAAUGACCUUCCUGGUGUAGAAACCCUUUUGAGUCCAGGGAAAAAGUCUGGUGAGGUGAAGAUGCUCAACAAUCAAGGCAUAGUGGAAGCUCACCAGUGGGAUGCCGCUACUUCAACCUGGCACAAGAUUGGAGAUGUCGUUGAUGCCGUAGGGCAAAGUCGCAAGCAACUCUAUCAAGGAAAAGAAUACGAUUACGUUUUCGAUGUUGACAUCCAGGAUGGCGUACCGCCGCUGAAAUUGCCGUACAAUGCGACCGAAAAUCCCUUUGCCGCGGCGCAGCGUUUUCUUGAGAGUAACGAUCUGCCGUUGACCUAUAUCGACGAAGUUGUCCGAUUCAUAGAGAAAAACACAGCACCCGUCGAUAUUGGAGCUCAAGGAGAGGAAUACGUGGAUCCUUACACAGGCAAGGAAGGGUAUACUGAUAUCUUAUAG